Molecule: messenger RNA, 1017 nt
Organism: Xylaria bambusicola
Lineage: Eukaryota; Fungi; Ascomycota; Sordariomycetes; Xylariales; Xylariaceae
Exons: 1
Coding region: 76-1017 (313 amino acids)
Source: RefSeq, a predicted model, not a curated record
GUCUUGACGAAACUUCCAUCUUCUUCGCAGAACUGCCCGGCCUUUACAGCUUGGAUCAGAGGCUCUUCUUUCACCAUGGCACCAACAGUCCCUCCUCUCUCCGCCCUCAUGGUCAAAGACUGGUUGGGCGGCUUGCGUUGGGAAACCAAGGGUUAUAAAGGAUAUGACGACAAAGAUAACAGGGUGCAUCAGCACCGGAACCUUCUUCAUCAUCGCCACUCUACCCAUAUUGCGAAGACCUUGGUCCGCAAUCUGGCGACAAAAUCUCGUCCCAUAAUUUCUAGAUGCCUCGCAGACAUCUAUAACAACGCAAGCGAACGCGUUCACCUCUGUGAUCGCAUGGAGCCCGAACAAUUCUGGGCCUAUGAAAAAAAUUCAUGGGAGUGGUCUCAAAGUUUCAAUGAUGAAGCAUUCUGGGCGUUCACUCACAAGCUCUUUCUCGCCCGCGCCUUGUAUCUCGACACUGUCCCAGAAGGCCACCGCUCACGAAGAUAUCCUCUUCCCGAAGCCCUCGAUCUUUUCCGUGAUCGCUUCUAUGCCCGUUACGGUCCUGGGGUCAUCUCUGGCUCUAUAUUCGGAACCCAUCCCUCUCAGGGGGAACUCGACAAAGUACAAAAGAAGAUUUUUGCCGCCCAGAAGACCCGCGAUACGUACUUCCAAUACUCGCAAGUGGACAGCGAGGGAGAUGGAAGCGACCGACUCAAAUCGACCGUUGUACAGGAUGAUAGAAUCGAUCCAAACCGAGAGAAAUACUACUGGUGGGAUGAAGUCCAUGUGGAACCAACAGAAGAUAUCGUCGCGUACUACUUUGAUCUUGGUCUCCAAAACCCUCGCCAUGGUCAUAAAGACGCUUAUCAGGAAAUUGAAGACGCCUUAAAACAGGCGGAGGAAGAAGAAGAACGAGAAAAGUUGCUAGACAAAGAGCGGACUGGGCUUGAAGACGAUCUUAUGAUGGUUGAUGUCAGCAAGGAAGAUGAUUGUAUCGGAGAUAUGGGAAUGGGGGGUCUCGAAAUGUGA